Clupea harengus (Atlantic herring) is the source of this 1625-nucleotide messenger RNA. It is a transcript of the gene litaf, whose product is annotated as lipopolysaccharide induced TNF factor. Gene Ontology annotation, molecular function: zinc ion binding. Gene Ontology annotation, cellular component: cytoplasmic side of lysosomal membrane; nucleus; cytoplasmic side of late endosome membrane. NCBI's taxonomy places the organism in Eukaryota, Metazoa, Chordata, Actinopteri, Clupeiformes, Clupeidae. The record is from RefSeq and is a predicted model, not a curated record.
UUCUCGAAAACGAAAGUAAACAAAAAAUAGGCAGGAAGUCAGUAAAAUGACCAAUGUAGAUUUGGGAUGUAACUGACUGCAACACGGCAAUUUUCAUUGGGAAUAUACAGCUACAGUGUAAGUAUUGUUACAUUAGUUGUUAGGCUUCAGGCAGCGUAACUUAUCAAGCCUCAAAUUUAACCUAAAUAACGUUAUCUUGGUUAGCGUUUAAACGUCGAGUUGGGAGUCAGGCAGCUAUCUUAGUUAAGAAAAGUUAGUGUACUGACGUGCUAGUUGGUGGCAGCAAUGCUAUAACGUUAAAUUCGUUUUGAAAUGUAAAUAGACAAGUCUUCGGAGGGUUUUUACAAGUUGAGCAGCUGCAGUCGGUAAGAAGUUAUGUAAGUCUAUCAAGGCAACGUCACAUAUUUUAAUGAUGUUGUGAUUUAUGUCUCCAUCUGUGCGGCUAAUCUUUUAACAACGUUGGUUGUUAAUCAAGAGAUGUAGGCCUGCUUUGCCGUGUAUGAACUCAAGAGCCACUGGUAUCCAAACCUGUGCUGUGGUGUGGUGUGGUGUGAUCUCGAAACUACCGUCAAACAAGACUGAACCUGUGCGCAGCAACACGUGCCUCUCUUCUCCCUAGAAUUUUACAGGUCAUGGCAAGCGCACCUCCGAUGGACUUCAACAACUACUAUGGGCAGCCACAGCCUCCGUCAUAUGAGGAGACUGUGGCUGCACCCCAGUAUACUUACAGUAACACAGCCCCUCCUCCUGUUUAUGCCAAAACGCCCCAGCCAGCCUAUCCAACUCAAGCAUAUAACCAGAUGUACCCAGAACAGUCAAAUGCAGCAGGACCAUCGAAUGUAGUGGUUCAGACGGUAUAUGUCCAGCCUGGUGCGGUAUUUGGAGAUUUCCCAGUGCAUGUCCACUGCUCUGGUUGUACCCAAAUGGUCCUCACUCGUCUAGUCCACGACAAUGGAGUUCUCACCUGGCUUACCUGUUUGAGUCUUAGCAUUGUAGGCUGCUUGUAUGGAUGCUGCUUGAUUCCGUUCUGUGUGGACAGCUUGAAGGAUGUGAAACACCACUGUCCCAACUGCAAUUCUUUGCUGGGAGUCUACAAGCGGCUGUGACGUCCCAGCAUUCCCGGCAACAACCUUUACAUAUUGAUCCCAAAUCAACACAUCUGUAAAAAUGAUAUUGAGGCUGGAGCUUGUUAACUUUUUGUUAGACUAUUAUAUCAGUUGCAAACUAGCAUACCUGUAGUGCUCUCCAAACGGGAUUUCUGUUUUUGUUUAGAAUUGAGUUUCUAGACCAUGCAACACAUGCACCUUGUAACUGUUUGAAGUGGUAUUACGGUAUUACAUAUGUUCAUAUUUUACAUGUAAGUUAGAGAAAGUAGGUGGAGAAGAAAGGUUAUGAUUUCUCUCUUCAGUGCCUUCUCAGAAUGAUGUAUGCAAUGAAAUUUUUUGACCAACAAACUCGCACACAUUGCCCCUUUAUAUGUCACUUUUUUAAGUAGCGAAGGCUCCUUGCUCAAUCUAUUUUGCUUUAAAUUGUAGCACAAUUUUGAAUAAUAAAAACAAUCUUUAAAAAAUCUGGAUCGUUUUUGUCAUAAUGAAUGAAGGGCUUGACAUGGGUAUACUCAUAAA